Messenger RNA from Microsporum canis CBS 113480, 2499 nucleotides. RefSeq names its product YlSNF5. Lineage: Eukaryota; Fungi; Ascomycota; Eurotiomycetes; Onygenales; Arthrodermataceae. Gene Ontology annotation, cellular component: SWI/SNF complex; nucleus; nuclear chromosome. Gene Ontology annotation, molecular function: transcription coregulator activity. The transcript is spliced from 2 exons. The coding region runs from base 1 to 2499 and encodes 832 amino acids. The record is from RefSeq and is a predicted model, not a curated record. Gene Ontology annotation, biological process: regulation of transcription by RNA polymerase II; chromatin remodeling.
AUGCCUUGGCCAGAAAAUUCCGAGGACGGUACGGUCCAGCCUGGUGUUGCGCUGAUGGAUUCACCGCAAGGUGCAGGCGCUGCCGGCAGCUCGUUGCAGCUCGAGCAGUCGGGCGAGCAGCCGACAGAGUCGCCACAGGAACAGCAAUCACACAACGGAUCCAUACCGGCAGGUAUCUUGGAAGGGAAACAGAACGCAAGAGCUGUAAUGGGUGCUUCGGAGCUACCGGACGGCUCAGCUCAGCCUGCGGAUAGCGAGGACGCCGUCAGACCCGCUGCCGGCAGCUCGAGCUCCCCUCCGCCAGACGCUGGCGUCACAAAUGGAAACGGGGUGAGUCGGAAGCGGUCUCGUUCCGGUUCGAUUAUACAGUCUGUUCCUCCCGCAGUGGAGAACGAUGGCCUGCCGCGCAAGACUCCGCUCGAUAAGGUCCUCCUCGAAGAUUACCUUUACCGGGAAUGGGGCCAUUCCGCGCUCGCUGCAACGAGGAACACCAGCCAGGAAAUCCUUCGACAAAAGUUCCAGGAAAGGGAGUAUUACCUUGCCCUCAACCAAGAGAGGCAGAUGAAUCCUGCUGCCAUCUUCGGGCCGGGCUAUGAGGGCUAUGGCAACCCCAGGACGGACCUCAGGUCGCAGCAUCCACAGCUUCUCUACCCUUCCAACCGAAGGCGGCCAGGCGGGAGGAAGGCGAAAGAGCUGCGGAUACCGCGAGAGGACAUGCUCACUCAAUCCGACCAGGACGAACACCUCGUUCCAAUUCGGCUAGAUAUCGAUUGGGAAAAGGUCAAGGUGCGGGAUACGUUUACAUGGAAUCUUCAUGAUCGCGUCACCCCCGUGGACGUCUUUUCUGAGAAGCUAGUGGAAGAUCUGGGCCUGCCGCUCGAGUCUUGCGGUCCUCUGGUACGGCAAAUAACCCAGAGCAUCCAUGAGCAGCUAGCCGACUUCUAUCCUCAGGUCUUUAUCGAAGACGAACCUCUGGACCCACAUCUGCCGUAUUCUGCCUACAAGAAUGACGAGCUGAGAGUUCUGAUAAAACUGAAUAUCACCAUCGGGCAACAUACGCUGAUAGAUCAAUUCGAAUGGGAGCUGAAUGACCCGCAUAACUCGCCGGAAGGGUUUGCAAUCCAAAUGUCUCAGGACCUGUCGCUACCCGGGGAAUUUACAACUGCAAUCGCGCAUUCUAUCCGCGAGCAGGUACAACUGUUUACCAAGAGUCUAUACGUAGUCGCUUAUCCAUUCGAUGGACGACCUAUCGACGAUCCAGAGUUGAGAGACGCAUUCCAGCCAUCUCCAAUCCCAUCUACCUUCCGCCCCUUUAACGUCGCCAAGGAAUACACCCCAUAUCUCUACGAACUUAACGAAGCUGAGCUCGAUCGGACUGAAGGCUCUAUCUCCCGUGAACAACGACGACAGAAGCGUGUCAACCGACGAGGCGGACCGAUCCUUCCCGAGCUUAAGGACCGCCAACGAACAAUUCGGACCAUGGUCGUUUCCUCGGUUAUACCUGGAUGCGCGUCUUCUAUAGAAGAGAGCCGACUCUUCAAACGAUCGAGCACCGGCCGACGUGGUAGGACGUCAGCCGGCCACCGCGAUGGUCUGGAUGACUCGGAUUCUUCCGAGAGUGAAGAGUCUUCCAUUGGAUCUCCGGCCAUGUCUCGUCUCAGCCAGGGAACCGCCAGGACAAGGGGAAUGAGGCAAGCUUCUUCUAUGGCCCAGUCAGCCAUACGAGGCCAAAUGGGUCGUUCUGCCACCCCAGAGACAACCGUAACUCACACGCACGAAACGAGAACUUCCGCUAGACGACAAAACUAUCGAGAGGAGAGCUCAGAAGCCCCCGAAAGCCUCAUUGUCCGAUUAAAGAUAAAUCCAGACAAGCUACGCCGUUUCCUUCGUGACCUCAAGUCUAGCUCAAGGCAGUAUACGGCAUCUCCUGGCGGACCGUCGACUACUCCUACAGGGAAAUCUAGCACUCGUGGGUCCAUGGGACCUCCGCCUUCUCAAGGCCAGCCAGGCUCAGCUGUCAAGAAACCAAUCAACCCACCACAAUUCCAUGGAGUCAUUGAUGCGCCACAUCCAUUGCCACCAGGAACCCAGCCGUGGCUCACCCAAGGCCUUGUAGGCCUGAAACGGCAAUACCCCAAUGACUCCUUUGAAGGAACAAUGCGCUAUACAGCGGUGGACCCAAUUACAAACCUACCCAUCCCCAACGCUGCGCAGACACAUCCCGGGCAGAAAUUACCAUACAAAUACUUCCCUCGAAUUCGAUGUAACGACUGUCCUGGAAAACUCUAUACCCCCGGCCCAGCAAUGACAGUUGAAAACUUUGAAGUCCAUCUCAAAAACAGAAAUCACAAGGAGGCCGUUGCAGCACGACUAGCCAGAGAAUCAAAAGGAGGCUCAGGCAGCACCACUAUCCCAAGGCGCACAGCAACCAACGCCACAGCAAGAGAAACCGAUUCUUCCAGCGGACAGGCGACAGGCGAUUCAACCGGUGCCGCAUAA